AAAACUGCUAUAGUAAUUGUAUCGAAAAAUAAAAAUAUGAAACCAGUAUCUGAAGAAUCGUCAUUCUCUUUGACAGAAGAAGAAAAAGAAAUCAAUAAAGAAGAGUUUAAAAGCAGAAUUUUGAGGAUGGCGUAUGGUGAUGCAUGCCUAAAAGUUGUGGUGAAGAAAUGUUACAAGGCUUUGAAAUUAGUGGGCAAGCAAGUGUGUAGAAAUAUCAAGUGUAAGAGCGAUUUCAAAGAAAAGUACAACCAGCUUACAAGGCUGGGGUGUAUAGGCCAGUUCCGUGUGAACGCCACUACGACCACAACCAACGAGCCUGAAGGAAACUACGAAAAUAACGAAAACUACGAUUAUAACCAAGACUUUACGAUAGAUCCAACAAGAUCUGGAUUGGAAGCUUGCUACCCACUGAUGGAAACAAAACAUGUAACACUCCGUAACGAGACCCCGCACCAAACUUUGGACUUACGAGUGGACAUUUUGCGCGAUCGCUUCGAACGCGCGUGCCAGCAAGCGUCGCGAGCGAAAUGCAAUGACGCUUGCAAGUUCGCUUACCAAGGCGCUUGCGACGAGUACGAAUGUACCAAAGCGAAGAAGAAAGCCUUCGCUAAACGCUGCAAAGCACAAUGCAAGGCUGCGUAUAUUAUAAAGAAGGAAAAAGAGAAAGACAGCAGCGACUCUUCUAGCGAUAGCGAUAGCGAAUCCGACAGUUCCGAUAGCGAUAGUGAUGAUUGGAAAGUAUAAUAACCACCUU
Ostrinia nubilalis (European corn borer) is the source of this 754-nucleotide messenger RNA. RefSeq lists its product as uncharacterized. Bases 37 to 744 code for a protein of 235 amino acids. The transcript is spliced from 5 exons. Lineage: Eukaryota; Metazoa; Arthropoda; Insecta; Lepidoptera; Crambidae. The record is from RefSeq and is a predicted model, not a curated record.